CUCCAGUUCUUGUACAACAUUAACCUGGAAUUGUGCUUUGUCUUACUUUUGCAUGAUAGAGAUUCUGUGUUUUGUACUUUACCUUAUCUGCCUGCAUGCUCAAUGUUUGCCUGUACUCUCCUUCUUUAUAGCUUUCAUUUGAAAAUGUGUUGGCUUCAAGCUCUUUGCUUUGUCUUCCAUUGGUAAAGAUUCAGAGAACAUUAUAAGGCUUAUGGACUAGAUAUAUGUGACAUCUGCUUAUUAUGCUUAUUUAUUUGUGGUUACUGAGGGCAAGAAAGAUAGGCUCUAAGAAUUGCUUUGUUUUCUUUUUUCUUUUCUUUUCUCCUGUUUUGCCUUUUAUUUGCUUCCAAUUAUCAGAAACCAUGACAAGGGUCUAAUAACCAUUAUUGCCUUUGAAAAAAGUAAUCUAGGAAUUCUUUGUUUAUAUUUAUGAUUCAAUCACAGUGACUCAGAAGUAGACAUCCAAGAGAAAAUGGAUGUCCCCAAGGGAUUCUUGAGCUAUUUGUGUUACUUUCUCUUCUUUCUUCCAGUUUGCGUACUUCUAUUCAUUCUUGCAAUUAUCAAAGGUGCUAUUUUCAGUCCAUUUGUGCUUCUGGUUAUUGCAUUUGGAGAUACUGGUGUUGUCAUAGGUUUAUGGCCGCUUCAUCUUGUUUGGAGUAUCUACUGUUUAAUCAAAACAAAGAAGUUUGGUCCAUACAUGAAGUGCCUGUUGAUUUUACUGGUUCCGGUACCAAUAGUAUUGUGGACUGUUAUUGGAGUUGCUGGGAGUGCGAUUAUGGGUGCUGGAUAUGGCUUCAUUUGGCCUGUCAUGGAGACAUUCAGGGCUAUCAGUAUGGAAGGUCCAAUCAACAUGAAGUUGAUUAGAUGCUUUACAGAAGGCACUUGGACCUGUGUUUGGGGAGCAUGCACUGUAGUCCGUGAUUUUGCAGAUUUUUCCUUCCACUCAUACUUCUCUGUUAUGGAUGGACUGCUCAAGUCAAAAGACGAAGAGGAACCCAUUGAACUCAAGAUUGCUCAGGUACCUGGUUGCAUUCUAGCAGCAUGUCUUGCCAUUCUGGUUGAUGUGCCUGUUAUUACUAUAAUAGUUGUUUACAAAGCACCUAUAUUACUAUUCAAAGGAUGGCAUCGGUUGAUACAAGAUCUUAUUGGGAGGGCAGGCCCAUUUUUCGAAACUGUUUGCAUUCCCUUUGCUGGGUUUUGGAUUCUUUUGUGGCCAAUUGUUGUUCUGUUAGCAACUUUGGCAGGCAUAGUUUCAAGCUUUGGUUUUGGCUGCUACGCUGCAGUUGUUGCAUAUCAGGAAAACUCUACUAAGAGGGGAUUGCUUUAUGUGGUUGCUUCUGCAUCUGUCUUUGAUGAGUACACUAACGAUUUGCUUUACCUGCAACAAGGUUCCUGCUUUCCUAGACCCAAAUAUCGUAAACAAGUUAGUUCUACCUCUUCACUGCUUCCAGUAAUGAGACUGCAAGAACAGCUUGACAGCGCUUAUGUUGGUGAACCAUUUAUACGGCCUCCUACUGAUAAAGCCAACACACUGAAGACUGCAGUGAUAUGGGAUAGCUUCUUCAAAGCAUUUGAAGAUAUUGGGAAAGAGCUUCUCAGUAAUGAAGCCAUUGGGCUUUCGGAUCUGGAUGCCUGGAGAAACUCAAAAUCAAAUAUAAUCAACACAGGAAUUCCUGCAUAUGCAUUUCUUGAGUGCUUCCUUCACUCUAUUAAGAGUAGUUCCAGUGGCUUUAUCCUCCGUGAUGACGUUGAGAUAACAAGUGUGAAUAGACCAGAAGGACGAGUUUUCGAUUGGCUUUAUGAGCCAAUGUGUAUCAUGAAAGAGCAGAUCAAGAGUCUGAGUUUGAACAAAACUGAGGAGUUAUACUUUUACAAACACUGCUUGUAUGGUGGUGAUGCAGCAAGAAUUGAAUCUUGGCUAAAUGAUGGCAUUCCCCCAGAUGACAAGAUUAGAAGAGCUCAGUUGGAGGGUUUGAGUAGAAGGUUGCAAGGCUUUUGUUUGACACUGUCAAGGCUGCCAACAUCAAGACGUCGAUUCUUUGAAGUUGUGAAAGCUAUUGAGCAGGAUGCGAAAGAAUCAAACACCCUUGGGGAUGAAGAUGUAGAUUUAGAGGCAGCUAGAUAGGUCAUUUUCGAGUUACACAUCAGAUGUGAUAUGAACAGACUUAGGUUGCUGUGAAGUAGCUAAGAAUAUACUAUGAAGGUGCAUUAUUAAAUUGUGGCAUUCAUCUAUAUUUCCAAAAGGCUAUGGAGUAAUGAAGUUAUUACUAAGAUAGCUGAUCUAUUCGGACUAGUACUAUAUAUCACUCAGAAAUUCCAGAAUUUCCAGGGGGCUUAAAUCUGUGCAGACAAAUUUGUUUGUAAAAUUAAUGUUUUUAAUUUUACUCUUUCCUCCAUUUGCUUUAAAUUUUCAAUUUCUAAAUUCACUCAACAGAGCCUGGUUUUAAAUCUUAGAUGUGCCACCAUGAUUUCAUGCU
Molecule: messenger RNA, 2477 nt
Organism: Ricinus communis (castor bean)
Lineage: Eukaryota; Viridiplantae; Streptophyta; Magnoliopsida; Malpighiales; Euphorbiaceae
Exons: 10
Coding region: 473-2125 (550 amino acids)
Source: RefSeq, a predicted model, not a curated record